This is a messenger RNA of Monoraphidium neglectum, 1014 nucleotides long. RefSeq names its product lysine N-methylase. The record is from RefSeq and is a predicted model, not a curated record. The annotation marks the transcript as partial. The transcript is spliced from 5 exons. Lineage: Eukaryota; Viridiplantae; Chlorophyta; Chlorophyceae; Sphaeropleales; Selenastraceae. Gene Ontology annotation, biological process: peptidyl-lysine monomethylation. Gene Ontology annotation, molecular function: protein-lysine N-methyltransferase activity.
AUGCUGGUGCCUCGGGCCCUGCAGGUCCGCGACACCGAAACCGCAGACCCCCGCCUCGCAGCCCUCAUGGCGCGCGCCCCCAAGGCCUCCAGGCCAGGCGGAAGCAGCGGCAGCAGCAACAGCAGCGGCAGCGGCGACGACGGGGACGCCGGCGCCGCCUGGCAGUUCAAAAUGGCCCUGCAGCUGAUCGCGUACCGCCUCGAGGGCGAGCGCGGCUCCCACCACCCCUACAUCCGCCACCUGCCCGGCGUUGCCCCCGGCGUGCCGCCGCCGCGCGUCGCGAUGCGGCUGCAGCCGGCCGCCCUCAUGGAGCUGCAGCACCCGCAGCUCGCGGCGGACGCCGGCGGGCAGGCGCACUUCUGCGCCGAGUUCGCCCGGGACGUGCUGGCGGCGCUGCCGGGGUCGCAGCACGACGACCCGUUUGGCGGCGAGGUCGUGACUGAGGAGCUGCUGGCUUGGGGCCUAUCACUGGCAAUGUCUCGGAGCUUCGGCUUCCGGCGGUCCCCUGGCCACGGAAUGGUGCCGCUCGUGGACAUGGCCAACCACUCGUUUGAGAGCAACGCUGAGAUCAGGGCGGACGAGAGCGGUGACGUCAGCAUGAUCGCCAACAAGAGGGUCGCCGCAGGGGAGCCGCUGCUGCUGCGCUACGGCACCCACUCCAACGCCGACCUCCUCCUCAGCUACGGCUUCAUCGUGCCAGACAACCCCUUCGACUCCUUCUCCUUCCCAUUUGAUGCGGACUUCGUUCUGGGUGCCGUGCAGCAGUUUGUGGGGACGACCUCGGUGACAGCGCGGCCCUCUGACGGCCUCAAGACCUGGCAGCGGUCGGUGCUGGCUGACAUGGGCCUGAUCGACCCACAGAGGCAGCAGCAGCAGCAGCAGCAGCAGCAGCAGCAGCAGCAGCAGCAGCAGGGCGCAGACGGCGCGCCCGCGAGCCCCCCGGUGGUGUCUGUCGGCGGGGACCCCCCCGUGCAGGGGGCGCUGCUGGCCGCAUGCCGCGUCAUGCUGUCAGAG